Messenger RNA from Monomorium pharaonis (pharaoh ant), 1487 nucleotides. RefSeq names its product alcohol dehydrogenase class-3 (gene Fdh). Gene Ontology annotation, cellular component: cytosol. Gene Ontology annotation, molecular function: zinc ion binding; S-(hydroxymethyl)glutathione dehydrogenase [NAD(P)+] activity. Gene Ontology annotation, biological process: formaldehyde catabolic process. The transcript has 7 exons. Lineage: Eukaryota; Metazoa; Arthropoda; Insecta; Hymenoptera; Formicidae. The coding region runs from base 143 to 1276 and encodes 377 amino acids. The record is from RefSeq and is a predicted model, not a curated record.
GCUGGUAGUCGCGACUGGUCCAUCUCAACGAGUGGAAGUGUAGCUGUCGAUCAUCAAGAUUUAUUUUUUUUAUUUAUCGGAUUCAACUUUGGGCUAACUUAGUCGCACAACUGAAACAGUGCGCGACAAAUUAGGGAGAAUAAUGUCGAACACCGCUGGAAAGGUUAUCAAAUGCAAGGCAGCGGUAGCGUGGAAGCAAAAAGAGCCCUUAUCCUUGGAAGAAGUUGAGGUAGCACCACCAAAAGCACAUGAAGUCCGAAUCAAAGUGGUAGCUGUGGCACUUUGUCAUACAGACUCUUAUACUCUGGAUGGAUUAGAUCCAGAAGGAGUAUUUCCUUGCAUACUUGGUCAUGAGGGCAGUGGUAUUGUGGAAAGUGUUGGAGAGGGCGUUACCGAAUUUCAGCCCGGCGAUCAUGUUGUGCCACUUUAUAUUCCUCAAUGUGGGAAUUGUAAAUUCUGCAAAUCACCAAAAACGAAUUUAUGCAGCAAAAUUCGCGAAACUCAGGGUAAGGGUUUAAUGCCUGACGGCACGUCUCGUUUUACAUGUAAGGGACAAACAAUCGCACAUUUUAUGGGUUGUUCCACCUUCUCCGAAUAUACGGUAGUAGCUGACAUUUCUCUUGCAAAGGUUAAUCCUAAAGCACCGUUGGACAAGGUAUGUUUAUUGGGCUGUGGAAUAUCUACAGGAUAUGGUGCAGCUCUGAAUACUGCUAAAGUAGAACCAGGAAGCACUUGUGCCAUAUGGGGUUUAGGAGCUGUUGGUCUUGCUGCAGCCUUCGGUUGCAAAAAAUCUGGUGCAUCUCGUAUUAUUGGAAUAGAUACCAAUCCUGCCAAAUUUGAGAAAGCUAAAACUUUUGGAUGCACAGAAUUUGUUAAUCCGAAGGAUUAUGAUAAACCUAUUCAGCAGGUAUUAAUCGAGAUGACUGAUGGUGGAUUAGAUUAUACUUUUGAAUGCGUUGGAAAUGUAAACACUAUGAGAGCUGCAUUAGAAUCCUGCCAUAAAGGAUGGGGCACAUCCAUAAUAAUAGGAGUAGCUGCAGCUGGCCAGGAGAUCAGUACUAGACCAUUCCAAUUAGUCACAGGACGAGUAUGGAAAGGAACCGCAUUUGGCGGAUGGAAAUCAAAGCAAAGUGUGCCAAAAUUGGUGGAGCAGUAUCUCUCAAAAGAAUUGAUUCUCGAUGAAUUUGUUACGCAUAAUCUUCCGUUCGACAAAAUCAACGAAGGCUUUCAUGUGCUGCACUCAGGAAAUUGUUUGAGAGCUGUCCUUAAAUACUAAAGACAUCAGCUUCUAUUUUAGACUGCAAAGAUAUGGCCUAUUGAGAAUCUACCUUUUACAAUUUAAUAAAAAAAUGCAUCACAAUAUAUAUGUGCAUAUGUGAAUACAUAUUACUUCUUUAUGUCGAUAUUCAUUGCUUUGUUACUAAUUUGUAUCUCUUUGUACUAAAUUUCUGAAAACAAAAUAUGGUAAAUAAAUCUUAUAUUUGCUA